AUGCCCGAUAACUUCACCAAGAAGCCCAGCCGAUCCGCAGGCCCAUGGCUAUGCUCCUUCGAUCCGACUCAAGAGCAAGAAUACGCGGAUCCGGGCUUUCUCAGCUACGCCGUCGACCCGAAAUACCAAAUACUUGUUCUACAAACUGCUCCCGUACAGCGAUGA
Molecule: messenger RNA, 165 nt
Organism: Pyrenophora tritici-repentis Pt-1C-BFP
Lineage: Eukaryota; Fungi; Ascomycota; Dothideomycetes; Pleosporales; Pleosporaceae
Source: RefSeq, a predicted model, not a curated record